Messenger RNA from Salarias fasciatus (jewelled blenny), 1962 nucleotides. It is a transcript of the gene dnajc3a, whose product is annotated as DnaJ (Hsp40) homolog, subfamily C, member 3a. Gene Ontology annotation, cellular component: endoplasmic reticulum. The transcript is spliced from 12 exons. Gene Ontology annotation, molecular function: misfolded protein binding; protein-folding chaperone binding. NCBI's taxonomy places the organism in Eukaryota, Metazoa, Chordata, Actinopteri, Blenniiformes, Blenniidae. The record is from RefSeq and is a predicted model, not a curated record. The coding region runs from base 1 to 1515 and encodes 504 amino acids. Gene Ontology annotation, biological process: protein folding in endoplasmic reticulum.
AUGGUUUCCAUUGACCAUGUCGCUCACAAAAUACUGACUUACAUUCCGUAUGUUUUUGUUUUGAUGGACAUGAGAUAUGAAGGGGUGAAAUGCGGUAAAGACGGGAGUGUGGACAAUCACAUGGAGAUGGGGAAGAAGCUGCUCGCUGCUGGUCAGCUGGCAGAUGCCCUGUCUCAUUUCCACGCUGCUGUGGAUGGAGAUCCCAAGAACUACAUGGCAUACUACAGGAGAGCCACAGUGUUUCUGGCUAUGGGGAAGUCGAAGUCUGCACUCCCAGACCUCAGCAAAGUGAUUGAACUGAAGCCAGACUUCACAUCUGCACGGCUUCAGAGAGGAAACCUGCUUCUGAAGCAGGGAAGGCUGGAUGAGGCAGAAAGUGACUUCAAAAAGGUGCUGAAGUCCAACCCCAGCGACAAGGAGCAGAGCGAAGCCCACAGUCAGCUGACCAAGUCAGACGAGCUCCAGCGGCUGGUGGCUCAAUCCCGCAGCAGCUUUAAGAGCAAAGAUUAUGCAAGAGCUACUGCCCAGCUCGACACCAUCAUCGAGACCUGCGUCUGGGACGUGGUGUCUCGCGAAAUGCGAGCCGAGUGUUUUAUCGAACUGGGAGAGAUGGGGAAGGCCAUCAGCGAUCUUAAAGCGGCGUCCAAGUUAAGAAAUGACAAUACCCAGGCCUUCUACAAGCUCAGCACCAUCUACUAUAACCUCGGAGACCAUGAGAUGUCCCUCAACGAGGUGCGCGAGUGCCUGAAGCUGGAUCCUGAUCACAAGCAGUGUUACAGUCAUUACAAGCAGGUCAAGAAGCUCAACAAACAGAUUCAGUCUGCGGAGGAACUCAUACAGGAGCAGAGGUAUGAAGACGCAGUCAGUAAAUACGAGCAGGUGAUGAAGACUGAGCCCAAUGUCCCGCAGUUCUCACUGCUCGCCAAAGAACGGAUCUGCCACGCGCUAACUCAGGGCCAGCAGGCGGACAGAGCCAUAUCGGUGUGCAGCGAGGUCCUCCAGUCAAACCCAGAGAAUGUUAACGUGUUGAAGGACAGAGCAGAGGCUUACAUCCAGGAUGAACAGUACGAGGAAGCUAUCAAAGACUACGACGCGGCGGCGAAGCACAGUGAAAAUGACCGUCAGAUCAAAGAGGGCCGGGAGAAAGCUCAGCGACUCCUCAAACAGUCUCAGAAGAGGGAUUAUUACAAAAUCCUGGGCGUGAAAAGGACUGCCCAGAAGAAGGAGAUCAUCAAAGCCUACAGGAAGCUGGCGCAGCAGUGGCAUCCGGACAACUUCCAGGAUCCCGAGGAGAAGAAGAAAGCGGAGAAGAAGUUCAUAGACAUCGCUCAGGCUAAAGAGGUCCUCACCGAUCCAGAGAUGAGAACCAAGUUCGACCACGGCGAAGACCCCAUGGACCCCGAGAGCCAGCAGGGCGGCCACCACCACCAGCACUUCCACAGAGGUUUCCAGGGCUUCCAGGGCUUCAACCCGUUCGGCUCCGGGCCUUUUAACUUCAAAUUCAACUUCAACUGAAGAAGAAGUGCUUCUUCUUUUUUUUUUUUUUUUUUUUCUUUUCUUAAACUGGCGGAGCUGUGGCACAUUUUUAUCCUUCCUCUCUGUGGGAAAAGGGAGAUGACUGAACAUCAUUUCACAGCCGUCUCACAGACAUGGGGACUAAAAAUUCAGUGACUUCAAUUAAAAAAAAAAAUGCACCCUGUUGUUAAAUAAAACAACUCCGAGUCUCACAGGUGGAACUUUAAACCAGCAAAGACGUUAAAUCCAACACAUCACCUUCGUGUGUGUUUCCGCUCUGGGGUCCCAAUCCAUUCACACCAGUCGGUUUAUACAGAGGAACAGGACUAUUUUUAUAUGAAUGGAAAAUUUCUGAACUGUAAAUAAAGAGCUAUUUAUGUACAAUCAACGGAUCUCAUGUAAUUCCCAUACGAGCACACAUUUAAGGUGUUUAUGAUAACGGAGGUA